Sycon ciliatum is the source of this 4978-nucleotide messenger RNA. RefSeq lists its product as uncharacterized. Gene Ontology annotation, biological process: G protein-coupled glutamate receptor signaling pathway; regulation of synaptic transmission, glutamatergic. The record is from RefSeq and is a predicted model, not a curated record. Gene Ontology annotation, cellular component: plasma membrane. Gene Ontology annotation, molecular function: adenylate cyclase inhibiting G protein-coupled glutamate receptor activity. Bases 618 to 4280 code for a protein of 1220 amino acids. Lineage: Eukaryota; Metazoa; Porifera; Calcarea; Leucosolenida; Sycettidae. The transcript is spliced from 3 exons.
AAGAAUGACAAGUAUGAAAAUGAAACUACUUGACAUAGGUUGACUUGGUUGAUAUACCGGCGGUAGGUUGUUUGUAUCGAUUGCUAGUUGCCAGUCCUUCCCUUGGUUUUAGAUUUUGUCAGCACCCGGUAUUGUUUUGGGAGGCUUUGCUCUGAACAUUGAUCAAGUACUGCAGCAGUAUGUAGCAACUCAAAACGGAUAGUGCACGCUUCAGAAGGGACUGCUACUUCCAUAAAAUAUUAUUACAUGCACCAGUGCAGUAGCAGUGAAGUGUGAUUUUACUUUGCUCGAGCGCUCGGCGUGUGGAUGAAAGCCUGGCUUGUUUAUCUAGUAGCAACGCCAGACUCUGCGUGUCACCUUCAGGAGUAACCUAACUAGGCUGUCUGUUUUGCACCGUCUAGGCACACGGUGGCCCCCACAUAAUAACAUGUGGUGAUGUUCGACGCUUGCGACGCCGGUUUGGACACUCCAAUUCCAAUUCUCCAAUACACGUUUGGGUACUUCUAUUAGGGAUUCGAGUUGACACCCGAAAGUCCGUAAUUCGACCAAAGAAGAAUUCCUCGCCGAGCUCACUACACUAGGGUUCGAAGCCAAAGUUUCAAACAAUCGUGAUCGAUAUGAAGUCCAGACUGGCUUGCAUACUGCUGCUAGUCGCCAUAAGUGCUAAUUUUGUCGUGGCUGGCCCAAUACUCCGCCGAAUGAUUGGGCCAUGCGACGAAGACAAUGCACACGGCAACAGUGGAACUCUUGCGGCACGGCUCCGGCCAUGCAACUACACCACUGCCGAUUUCGUCGUGGGUGGCUUCGUCUACGUGCAAGGCGUGUGGAACGAUGAGGAGGAGGGAUGUGAGCUCCUUCCCGGAUCGGCUUCGUUUCAAAUCCCUGAAUCGGCACGCUGGGGUGUGGAACUAGCGCAGGCAGAGCUGGGCAAAACUCUAACAGUGGGAUAUGACUUUAAGGCGACUUGUAACCGAAUGCCAGAGCGAGUCAUCAAAGAGCAAACUUUAGAGUACGUCCACCGCUUGGCCGGACUGGCCACGGGUACGUGCGAAGAGCAGUCAGCGGCAAGAUCAGAGGCGAAAGCUGGACCGUCUGGUGACGGAGUGCUGCGGCGAACUCACCCGCCCGUGUCUGCCAUGCUGGGCCCACCCAGUAGCAAGCUCAGCAUAUCGGCUGCACGUCUAGUAUCACUGUUUUCUCUGCCUAUGGUCAGCUACUCAGCCACAGCAGUAGAGCUGAGUAACAAAUGCUAUUACCCGUAUUUCCUGCGGGUGGUUCCCCCGGACUCGGAACAGGCCAGCAUCAUAGCGGAGUUCGCCAAGCAGCAGCGCUGGAAGAGUAUACUGCUAAUACAUUCGCGGGACCUUUACGCAGAGCGCCUGGCGAGCGACUUCCGCACGGCAGCGGACGAGCGGGAUCUGUGCGUUGUCGGGACUGUGGUUCUCAGUGCGGUGCCAGACUUGGAGACGCUCACCGCUAUCGCGGCGCUGCUUGAGCGGGGGCAAGAGUACCGAAACGUCAGCUCCACUGCCACAGUGGUCCUGAUCGCAGCGCAGCGCAGCACAGCCGCUUUGUACUUCAACGCCGUGUUGGGCCGUCCGGAGCUGACGACGAACAAGACGACCUUUCUGGCACCGGACAGCUGGGCCUUCGCUGCGGACCUCAUACCCGAUGCACUCCUGAAUGAUCUGCGCGGCAUGAUAGGAUUUGCACCAAACGUACGCCACGGCACACGCAUCACAGAACACAUGCUCUCCAUCAAUCCUGCGAGUAGCCCCAAUCCGUUCGUGAGGCCGGUGUGGGAGGUGAUGUUCAACUGCUCCGUCGAGGAGGAUAUUGCCGGAGGACAAACAGAGUGCGUGGAUAGCCAGCUGAUCCUUGACGUGACGCUUGCCCUGAAUGGCAAGGUGGCACCUGCCUUCGACGCAGCGCAAGCAAUCGCCUAUGCCAUCAACGCCACCGUGGCACAAGAAUGUGCCGAUGCGAACGGCAAGGAAUGUUCCCAGGCGGAUUUACGCCGGACGAUACGUAAAUUGAGGCACAGGCAACUGGACGGGCCGAAGCUUCUGGCGCAGCUCGUAGCGCAACCGGUGCGCAGCCUCCUAGACGGAGUCGAGACCCGCUUCGACCCAUCCACCGGGGAUCCAACGCAGGUCCCGUACACAAUAGGCAACCUGCAGCUGUUCCCGGGCGAUGACGUGGGAAACGGUAGCCGUGCGUUGGUGCCUCGCUACGUUGAAGUCGGCUCAGCUCACGCAGUGCACAGCCAUAAAGGCGAAACGGAGUUUAAUUGUCAUGACGAUGAGGUGCUGGAAGUGGAAAUGCUGGACGUUCGCGUGAACAUCACCAGCGCAAUUAUUUGGAACAACGGCAGCACAAUACCGCCCCAGUCCAUCUGUAGCCAUCCGUGCCAUCCCGGCUAUCGGAUCCGCCACAUGCUGGAUGCUCAGGGAAGGCCGUCGAAGUGCUGCUUCGAUUGCCUGCCCUGCGCUGGUCAACGCUAUUCGCGUGCAGGCGACCAAGCAUGCCGGGAAUGCGAGCCCGAGGCGUACGCCAACGCAGAGCACACCGCGUGCGUGCCCGUCGAAGUCGACUACAUCGGCAAGAGAGGGAUCGCGUACGGCGUGCUAGUUCUCUGUGCAUGCGUAACGGUAUCCGCCAUUGUGUAUACUCUCCUGCUUCUGUUUAACAGCUCUCUGAAGUGGUCCAUCGAGAAGCCGCUGAUAGCAAUAACUUCAACCGCUGUAGCCUUUUCUCAGCUUGUGUUCAUACCAUGGCUGAUGAAGCCGACGGAUACGAUCUGCUCCAUCCUGUCCAUCGGCCCAGCGGCUCUGUUCAGUGUUGCCAUGGCACCGAUGGUGGUCAUUGCCACGCACCAGUCUCGCUUGCCGCGUAAACUCAUGCGCGGCAACACCUUAGCAACGUCGAUCGAUAACUCCAGCGAGCAGCAGCAGUCCGUAAGCGGGUCGACCGGUGGUCCAAGGCACAGCGUACUGCAGGACGAGGAUACCGUGCGGGUGUCCGGUUCGUGGUUGCCUAAGCGACCCAGCGGCAUGGCGUUCCUAGCUCCUGAGCACGCCAGCCACAGUGCACUGGAGAGCGGCUUCAGUGGCGACGUGGUGGCGAUCAGCCUCCCCGAUCUCAGGCACGCCUCCGAGGCAGUUGCCACGUUAACGCAGAAGCACUCUGGCGGCUCCGGCACUCUACACAGUCUGAAGAGCGCGGCCAAGUCGCACAUGUCGGCCAAGAAGUCACCACUGCUCACCGAUCGUACACGCCGACGUCUGCACAGGGGCCGUCGCAAGGCCAAGCGAGUGCUCGGCACGCUGAAGUCUCGCGUGGUCUGCUCAGUCCUGCUCUGCCUCUCCGUGAUCGCCAUCCUGGCCUCGUCGCACAUCAUCGCUCCCGUACGACGACAGACGGCCGUAGAGCCACACACUAGCGUCUCCCUGGUCUGUGGCGUUCACAACACGUCCAUACGCAUUGGUUACGCGAGCUACCUCGCAUUCGCGCUUUGGAUCAUCGCGCUGGACUCUCACACCGUCUACCUGGAUCGGACCAAGCGACGGCGAUGCUCAGCUCGGACACGGCUCGCCUCCUUGCGCCGCACAUACACGUGCGCCGUGAUCAUCUUCGGCUUUACGCUCUCCGUCGGCAUCUACUUCAUGGUGAGCGACAUCGUGCUGUCGAUGAUCUCGUUCCCGCUCGGCUUCUUCCUCUACUCACUCUCCAUCUCGGCCAUGUACCUGCUGCCGCUGUUCCGCGACGCCACGAAAUCGGCCGAGCGCGGUGACAGCACUGCGGCCGGUGUGCGUUCCACUGCCAGUGCCAGCGUGCAGCUCAAGCCCAGGGAAGACGAGCACUUUCACCUCGGCGGCCACUCCCAACGGGCGGAGGUGGGCAAAAUGGCCGAUCCGGAGCAGGAAAUCAACGCUCUUGACUUCAUUCACAUGACAGCAUUUUCAACAACAGCAGGAGAUCCCAGCCAAAGUGAGAGCCCACAGAGCUUCAGCCUUGCAGGAGAGAUACCACACGUGCCACAACCAGAUAUUGCAAUUAUUGUCACAACGCCUGCGGGACAGCAGCAUCACACCGAUUACCAGGACGUCACCGGCGAGGAAGAGGAGAACCUGACUGUGUUUGGCGGCGCCCUGGAGCUCGAGUGCAUGACCCCCAGUGACCGCACUAGCGGCUUCAGCGGAGAUAAUGAUGACUUGCAGGAAACCGGCACGGCUGCUGAAGCCGAGAGCAGUUCUGGCGACAGCGUGGCGACCUGUUGACGUGAUGCGAAGGGAACAGGUGAUCUUCCCGGCGUGAAUACAAACAGGAAUAGUAUAGUAUCAUACGUUGGGUAUCUUUGUCUGGGUACCAUGACAUCACUGGACAUUAUCAUGACACACAUGGACACACCGUAUCUGCCAACCGUUGCAAACCCGAGAUCGGGACAAUGACAUACCUAGGCAUGCCAUACCAAUGCAUGCCAUAUCUCCAUACCUAGGCAUGCCAUACCUAGGCAUGCUAUACCUAGGCAUGCCAUACCUAGGCAUGCCAUACCAAGGCAUGCCAUAUCUCCAUACCUAGGCAUGCCAUACCUAGGCAUGCUAUACCUAGGCAUGCCAUACCUUGGCAUGCCAUACUUAGGCAUGCCAUAUCUCCAUACCUAGGCAUACCCUGUGAAGCACUUGACACAUGCACGUUUAGGUGCCUAGUACCACCCUGGAUACCGGGACGGUUGCGGCCACAUCGGGGAGGGUGGCAGGUGUAGUCAACCAUGGUAUACACGUACUGGUACAAACAGUAAAACCUGGUGUAAGCAACCUCUGUGUUUACCGACCACCUGCAUGCUCUUAACAACCGUUUUCUCUUGCACGGACAGUUCUACACAGACUCUGUGGGACCUGGUUCUAAAGACCACCUCGCUUUAAUGACCGCUUUUGCUUGCACCGUGGGGUGGUCGCUUAAACCAGGUUUUACUGUA